Molecule: messenger RNA, 312 nt
Organism: Prorocentrum cordatum
Lineage: Eukaryota; Dinophyceae; Prorocentrales; Prorocentraceae
Source: the annotation of a GenBank genome assembly
AUGAACUACACGGUGCACGCCAUAAUGUAUUCGUAUUACUUCUUGGCUGCCGUGUGUUCUCGCCCUCCACAAUGGGCCCUUUUAGUUACGUGUAUGCAGAUAUCGCAGAUGUUCGUCGGAAGCGCAGUGGCCGCCGUCCAUCUCCGGUCUUUGACCACUCACCAGGUACCCAAUUGCGACGGCCAUCUCCCCAACAUCUUUGCAGCGAUUGCGAUGUAUGCGUCGUAUUUCUUGCUCUUUCUGGAUUUUAUGAUCAAGAGGUUCUGUAUGAAGCGACGCUCUCCCUCGCCACAAGCGAAGAAGACUGAUUAA